UUUUCGAUUCUUGUCCCACAAUUCAUCGCACUACAAUGUGGGAACCAGUCAGCCUUCCGUUCACGAAUGACACCGCCCCGACUUUGCCGACAGCAGACGAGAUCCGGGCCUGCACCAACGUCUUAUGCGAGCGCUUGGCUUCCAAAGUUGUAGCAGUCAACGACAGUAUCAUUGUCAAAUUCGGAGGCGGCGUCCAUGUCCAAGAAGGCCAGACUUUGAUAUAUCUGGAGAGACAUGUUCCUGACGUGCCGGCACCUCGCCUCUAUGCGAUGUAUCACGACGCUGAGCAACUGUUCCUGGUAAUGGAGCGCGUGCCUGGGAAGCAACUUGACAAAGUGUGGCCUCUCUUGACCGAGCCCGAGAAGGACUCGGUGGUCACUAAGCUCUGCAGAAUCUUCGAGUCGAUGCGGCAGGCCGAAUGCCCAUGGUCUGACUUCUUUGGAGGUGUAGACGGAGGCCCUGUACACCACCACCUGCUAUACAGCCAGAGAAAGGGCGACCGCAAAUUCCUGGGACCAUUUCACGGCGAAGCUGCCUUCGUCGCAGGCUUGACAAACAAUUUCCGAGCUCUGAUGGAACGCAACCACCGCCCGGACUUCAAGGUCCGUCACUUUGAAGCUCACCUUGGGAACGUCCUAGGGAGCUUUCGUUCGACGUUGACACAUUCCGACCUACACAAGACGAACAUCCUGGUUGCAGAAGUCUCAAACGAGGGAGCAGAGCGAUCCUUUGAUGUGACGCUUGUGGAUUGGGAAAUGGCGGGCUGGUAUCCAGACUUUUGGGAGUUCUUUUCCAUUUCCUCCAACUUUGACUAUGUCUAUUGGGAAGAGGACUGGUGCUGGCGGGCUGAACAAUGUCUGCAAGUGUGGCCUGCCAAAGCAGCCAUGUUGCGCAUGCUUGACAAAGACAUGCGUAUUUGA
This is a messenger RNA of Zymoseptoria tritici IPO323, 920 nucleotides long. RefSeq lists its product as uncharacterized. The coding region runs from base 36 to 920 and encodes 294 amino acids. The transcript has a single exon. The record is from RefSeq and is a predicted model, not a curated record. Lineage: Eukaryota; Fungi; Ascomycota; Dothideomycetes; Mycosphaerellales; Mycosphaerellaceae.